AUGGGGAGCAUACAGACACCGGUGAAUACUGUCACCUCAAUCCCAUUGAAGACUGGUUGGGACGAGGGGGCUUUUACUUCGGAGCUGCUGAAACAGUCAAUCGUCCCAAGAGAUAUCUCUGCUGCCGACACCAACAAGAAGAUUACCCCUCCAAAAGAUGUUGGGAAGCCUCCUCCACUCCAGGCUGGGACGUAUCGAGGUACCAAGUUGGCUCUGACCCAAAUGAUGAAGCGAAUUGAGACAAGAUUCGAAUCCUUUUUUGACGUAGCUGGGUUUGAAACUAGCGUCCCACUGGGCCUCGCUGUCAAGCCAACGGAGCUCUACACGUUUCAGAAGCCAGGGAGUGACAAUUACCCGCCGCAUCUCGACAUCAUCCCCAAGGUGGACCAAGUCAACUUGCUCAACAUCUUCGACUUCAUGAGGCUCCUCGAUACCGGCACCCUCGUCGGUACUCUUAUUCCGGACACCAUCCUUGACUUUAUCCACGACCAUCCAGAGGGUCCAACGGUUGAUGCCAUCGAAGCACGCAAUAAUGAGCUCCACAAGAACAAGGAGGACAUUUUUGAUGAGGAGAACAUUGGCAAUCGCUCCGACUGGUGGACCGAUGCCGUCUUUGCCCAACAGCAAUUUGUUGGCACAAACCCAACCACCAUCCAAAAGGCCUCGCCUGAAUGGCUCAAGGGUUUUACCGAUCUCGCCCAGUCAAACACUGAAAUGCAUAGUCUUUUGUCUGAUGGGAACCCUGACUCCUUCUACAUCCAGGACUGCAGUUAUUUCCGAGACGCUGUCGGGGCAGGUCAACACGCAGACUUGAUUUCAAAUGAUGGGAUGAGACGUCUGUGCGCUUCGGUGACUCUCUUUCAACUCACAGACGCAGGGAUCCUCCACCCACUGGCAAUAGCUGUUGAUUACAAGGGUAGCCUUGCGGACUCGGUGGUCAUCUUCAACAAGAGGUCCAGCCCAUCCAGCCCAGAAUCGAAAGACGAUUGGCCGUGGCGGUACGCAAAGACAUGCGCUCAGGUCUCUGACUGGCUCAGACAUGAAGUCACAGUGCACUUGGUCGAUACUCACCUGGUGGAGGAAGUUACCAUCGUGGCAGCUCAUCGAGCCUUCUCGAUAGAUCAUCCGGUGUAUCGUCUCCUUCAGCCUCAUUGGCUCAAGACCUUGUCAGUCAACGCGGCGGCUCGGGCUACCCUCGUUCCGAACAUUAUCACCAAGAUAGUGGGAGUCACGGACCCUCAACUCUAUUCAUUUGUCAAAGAUGCGUACCGGCGCUUCGAUUGGACCGGACGAUAUGUGCCGAAUGACCUGACGACAAGAGGCUUCCCUCCCAGUGAACUGGCUAGCAACCCGAAGUUCCAUAACUAUGCAUAUGCGCGAAACAUGAAUCUCAUGUGGCAGAUCCUCCGCAAAUUUGUUUCAGCUGUUCUCGCCAUCGACUUCCAUUCCGACGAGCAGGUUGAGCAGGAUGAGGAGAUUGGCAACUGGACCAAGGAGAUGCAGGCCGACGAUGGAGGACAGAUGAAGUCGUUCCCACAGAUCAAAACUAUCGACAGCCUGGUUGAUGCUGUCACAAUGUGCAUCCAUAUCGCCUCGCCGCAGCAUACCGCCAUCAACUAUCUCCAAAGUUAUUACCAGACGUUCGUUAUCAGCAAGCCUUCGGCUCUAUUCUCACCGCUGCCGACCACCCUCGAUGCACUCAAGACAUACAAGGAGGAAGACUUACUUGCUGCGUAUCCGAUCAAGCACGCACGUGAAUGGCUUCUGGCAUCUCACAUCCCCUAUCUCCUCAGCUACAGAGUGGCGGAAGAACAGAACAUGCUCAAUUUUGCCCUUUCCACAGCCAAGCUUGCUUCGUUGAACAAGCAGACUCAACUUGCUGCCGCAGCGGCGCAGCUAUAUGCUGAUUUGAUGGAUCUGGCUGGAGUCUUCCAGCAGAACAGCAAAGAUAUGGAUGAUCAGACGAAGCCCUAUGAUGUGAUGGACCCCGAAGCUACGGCAGUCUCGAUCUUGUUGUGA
Molecule: messenger RNA, 2019 nt
Organism: Cladophialophora psammophila CBS 110553
Lineage: Eukaryota; Fungi; Ascomycota; Eurotiomycetes; Chaetothyriales; Herpotrichiellaceae
Exons: 2
Coding region: 1-2019 (672 amino acids)
Biological process (GO): lipid oxidation
Molecular function (GO): metal ion binding; oxidoreductase activity, acting on single donors with incorporation of molecular oxygen, incorporation of two atoms of oxygen
Source: RefSeq, a predicted model, not a curated record